AUGGGACAUGGGGACGUGGUGGGACAUGGGGACACAGUGGUACAUGGAGACAUGCACCCCAGAGGUGGCACCCCGGCGGUGACAGCGGUGUCCCCACAGGAGUUCAGCUGGUUCCUGUGGCGCCAGCACGGCCACGCCGUGUCCGUGUGGGAGAGGCUGGAGUUUCUCAACGGGUGGUACCUGCUGCUGGUCACCAGCGACCUCCUGACCGUGCUGGGCACCGUCCUCAAGAUCGGCAUCGAGGCCAAGAACUUCUCGGACUACGACGUGUGCAGCAUCCUGCUGGGGACAUCCACGCUGCUCGUUUGGGUCGGUGUCAUCCGGUACCAGACCUUCUUUCAGAAAUACAACGGUCUCAAGCUGCUGCUGCUCGGGACUUGUGAUUAUCUCCUCGACCUCAUGCAGCUGCACCGCCUCAGCACCUGUUGCCUGCAGGAUGGCCUCCACAUGCUGGGACUUCUCUAGGAGCCUUC
Molecule: messenger RNA, 473 nt
Organism: Parus major (Great Tit)
Lineage: Eukaryota; Metazoa; Chordata; Aves; Passeriformes; Paridae
Product: mucolipin-1-like
Exons: 4
Coding region: 1-465 (154 amino acids)
Cellular component (GO): plasma membrane; lysosomal membrane
Molecular function (GO): NAADP-sensitive calcium-release channel activity
Source: RefSeq, a predicted model, not a curated record